This is a messenger RNA of Mycena citricolor, 2043 nucleotides long. NCBI's taxonomy places the organism in Eukaryota, Fungi, Basidiomycota, Agaricomycetes, Agaricales, Mycenaceae. The record is from the annotation of a GenBank genome assembly.
AUGACGACAUCCACUGUAUAUAAGCCCUGCGGCUCAGCCACUCUCACUUCCAUACUCAUAACCCACCACUCUCUGUCACUGGAACCACUGUGGAAACUCAUGACAUCCGGAACUGGCAAAGACAGUCAGACAAUGCGCGCAGUGGUGUACGACAAGGCGUUCGAGGUGAACGUUAAGGAUGUGAAGAAGCCCACGAUUGAGCAUCCCGAAGACGUCAUCGUGAAAAUUACGACGACGUGUAUCUGCGGCAGUGACCUGCACAUGUACGAGGGACGCACCGCCGCGGAGGCAGGGAUGAUCUUGGGACACGAGAAGUGUGUGGUGGUCCCUCCGUUCUGCUUCAGAGUCCUAAUCCAUCGCAGCCUCGGUAUCGUUGAUCAAGUCGGCAGUGCAGUCACACUGCUCAAGGAAGGUGAUCGGGUCGUGCUUCCCUUCAACAUCGGGUGUGGCCGCUGCCUCAACUGCGAAGAGGGGAAGACAGGCUUCUGCACGACUGUAAACCCCGGAGCGGCUGGAGGCGUCUAUGGAUACGUUGCCAUGGGUCCGUUCUCCGGUGGCCAGGCGGUAGGAUCAGGACAAACUACGGACUCUCCCAUUCUUACUGCUCCUCAGGAAUACCUUCGUGUACCAUUCGCCGACUUCAACGCCUUGCAGCUCCCGCAAGGCUCCGAGCACGAAGACGACUUUGUUCUGCUCGCUGACGUCUGGCCCACCGGCUGGCACGGUGUGGAGCUCUCCGGCUUCAAGUCUGGCGAAUCGAUUGCCGUCUUCGGGGCCGGUGCAGUGGGUCUGAUGGCUGCGUACUCAGCCCUGCUGCGCGGCGCGUCGGCAGUUUAUGUCGUUGAUCGCGUCCCCGCCCGGUUGCAUAUAGCUCAAGAGAUGGGAUGCGUCCCGAUCGACUUCACGGCUGGGGAUCCUGCCGAUCAGAUUGUAAAGCUGCGCAAGGGGAAGAUGGUCGAUCGUGGUGUCGAUGCUGUUGGGUAUCAGGCCAAUUCCCACGAUGGAAAGGGCGAGCAGCCGAAUGCUGUGCUCGAUGCGCUUAUUCGGGUUGUCCGUCCCACGGGCGGACUGGGCGUCCCUGGCCUGUACUUGCCGAUUGCACCCGGCUCGGCAGACAAGAAUGCUGAGCAUGACGUCACAAGACAGAAUGAAUAUCGUGUUGUCACUCAGUAUAUCACAGGCAAAUUUUUUGAAAAAGGGUUGUCGAUGGGCAGCGGGCAGUGUGAUGUCAAAAAAUACAAUCGCUACCUGCGGGACCUCAUCAUCUCGGGACGCGCAAAGCCCAGCUUCAUCAUUUCACAUCACAUCUCACUCGACGAGGCUCCUGAUGCUUACAAUAAGUUCGACAAGCGCGAGGAGGGAUACACGAAGGUGUUGAUUCAUCCCUCGCGACUGCGGGCCAACAUCCCUCUUACAGUUCUAUUGCAGCCACCCAUGUUGUUCAUCUCUGCUGUUCUCGGUGCGAUCGUCGGUGCGAACGCUGCUGCGGUGACCUCGUCCUUCAUCGACGUUGGCACUGUCAGAACCACCGCAGCGGUGAUUUCGAUCAGCCCUUUGGCUCCCGCCGUUUCUAGUGGAGUCAUCACCUCCACCGCAGUUCCUUCGGCACCCACGGGCGGAUAUACGGUGCUCGGUGUCUACACGACUUGCAUUGCGGUGACGUUCGAUGAUUCUGCUGCGCCGGCUGCUACGGGUGGCGAGUCCGUUGCUAGCACGAGUACCGUCUCUGGCUUUCAGACCCCCUCUCUCUCUGUCCUCCCCGCUCCCACCACCACGGUCACCGGGCAUGAAAUUACCGCUUCGCUGGUCACUGCGCCGAUUGUCAGUGUGACUGCGUCUCCGACCACCGCGAUCUCUAGUAGCUCCACUUGGUCUACCUCAGCAGUACUCGGGAACGAGCCCGUUGUCUUCACCACUUGUCUGGUGUUCCUUCCCACCGCUACCACCUCGGCCAUCAGCGGCAGUGCAACAUCAUCGCUCAUCAGUGUCACCGCUGUGUUCUCGACUUCGAUCGAGCUCGCGAGUGCGACCACUUCGCUCUGA